Messenger RNA from Dinoponera quadriceps, 1092 nucleotides. RefSeq lists its product as uncharacterized. The coding region runs from base 1 to 1092 and encodes 363 amino acids. Gene Ontology annotation, molecular function: odorant binding; olfactory receptor activity. The transcript is spliced from 9 exons. NCBI's taxonomy places the organism in Eukaryota, Metazoa, Arthropoda, Insecta, Hymenoptera, Formicidae. The record is from RefSeq and is a predicted model, not a curated record. Gene Ontology annotation, cellular component: plasma membrane. Gene Ontology annotation, biological process: sensory perception of smell; detection of chemical stimulus involved in sensory perception of smell.
AUGGUGCCCUUACGUGUGCAGAAGAUAGUACUGUUCAUGCUGCAGAAAGGUACCAAGGGAUAUUACGUGAAGCUUGGCGGUAUUUUCAUAGGAUCGAUAGAAGGUUUUGCAACGAAUAUUCGCUCAAUAAGAGGAAUGAUUUACAUGCAUUACACUCCAGCACACCUCAGUCUCAAUCGAGUUCUCCUGCUCAUGCUUGGCUUAUGGCCCUAUGAGCAAUCGAAACUUGUCCCAUUGCAGAUUGGUCUGCUUUGCGGCAUCAUAAUAACUUUUAUGUUGUGUCAGGUGAAGACUUUGAUUGACAAAAUGCAGGAUAAUUUCGACAAGAUAAGGGACGAGAACGAAAUCGCUAUUCUUGACGAAUACACGAACAAAGCGAAACGUUAUACCACUGUGUCGACAGUGUUUGUCAUGUGUCUUAUAUUUGCGCUUUUCCUGUUGCAAUUUUGGCCAACUUUUCUCAAUAUAAUUUUGCCUACGAAUGAGACUCGACCGAUCUUCAUACUGAAAUUUAUAAAUCUGUACUUCGUGGAUCAAGAAAAGCAUCUCUACUUAUUUCUACUGCAUUCGAACGCCGCUAUUUGCAUAGGCAUCUUCACGACGCUCGGCACCGGAACAAUGAUAAUAUCAUAUGGUUACCACAUCUGUGGGAUGUUCAAAAUUGCCAGGUUCACUGAACUUCUAAUAUCCUCAUUCUCGCUAUGGUGUGUCUUACUGAUCGGCAUGGGUGUGUCUUGCUUAAGUCUCAAUUUAAUGCAAAUUUAUUUGAUACUGUCGUCCGGAUAUGACCUCGGAGAUUUGGCCGUGCAACUUCUCUUCUUGUGCGGCAUGUAUCUAUUUAUGUUCCUGGGAAACUACAUCGCCCAAAAAAUCACGGAUUACAACAAUGACGUGUUUGACACCGUAUAUAAUAUACAAUGGUACAUGGUGCCCUUACGUGUGCAGAAGAUAAUACUGUUCAUGCUACAGAAGGGUACCAAGGGAUAUUACGUGAAGCUUGGCGGUAUUUUCAUAGGAUCCAUAGAAGGUUUUGCAACGUUGCUGAGCGCCACGAUAUCUUACUUCACUGUUAUUUAUUCAACGCGACAAUAA